Plectropomus leopardus (leopard coralgrouper) is the source of this 1484-nucleotide messenger RNA. RefSeq names its product sialidase-3-like. Gene Ontology annotation, cellular component: membrane; intracellular membrane-bounded organelle; cytoplasm. NCBI's taxonomy places the organism in Eukaryota, Metazoa, Chordata, Actinopteri, Perciformes, Serranidae. Gene Ontology annotation, biological process: ganglioside catabolic process; oligosaccharide catabolic process. Gene Ontology annotation, molecular function: exo-alpha-sialidase activity. The record is from RefSeq and is a predicted model, not a curated record.
GCUGCGGGUAAACUUUGGUGAUUCUGGAGAAGGAAGUUGCAAUUCUUUCAAUUUUGUAUGAUUUAACACAACCAUGGGCAACAAAAACUCAUGUCAAAACGAACCGGAGAAAGAAGAGAGAACCGUCUUUAAAUCCCACCAGGGAGUCGUGUACAGGAUUCCUGCUCUUUUCUACGACAGAGACAACAAAAUCCUCAUGGCAUUUGCAGAGAAACGCAGGACUUCAGAUGAUACCAGCUCAGUGGCGCUGGUCAUGACGACAGGAACAGUGAACAAGGAUGAAAGGACGAUUAAGUGGUCCCCUCUGAAACCGGUGAAGGAGGCACACCUUGAUGGACACCGUCCUAUGAACCCCUGCCCACUUUAUGAGAAGACCAGCAAAACGCUCUUCCUGUUUUUCAUCUGUGUUGAGGGCACUGUCUCAGAGGGCUGGCAGAGAUGUUGGGGCUGUAACAAGGCUCGUCUCUGUUACGUUACAACCAAUGAUGCCGGCCAAAGUUGGAGUGAUGUUACCGAUUUGACUGACUCGCUGGCUGAAAUCAAGCACUGGGCUACAUUUGCUGUCGGCCCGGGUCGUGGUAGAAUGACAGUCCCAGUUUACGCUUAUGCUUCUCGCUCCUGCUCAUGCUGUUCUGUAGCAUGUUAUUGCUCUAAACCAUUUGCGCUCUCCCUGUAUAGUGACGAUAAGGGCAGUACAUGGCAAUUUGGCCAAAUGCUUGAAAAUGAGUCCCUUGAAUGUGAAAUGGCAGAGUAUUUUGAUAAAGCAGACAAAAGCUUUGUUUACUGCAAUGUUCGUGCUCAGGGAGGCUAUCGAGAGGAAGCGGUCAGCACAAAUAAUGGAGAUGAUUUUUCCAAACUGAGCUGUGCUAAAAAGCUUGAUGAAACAGGUGGAGGCUGUCAAGGAAGUGUGGUGUCCUUUCCAGCUCAAAGUGAAGCUGAGAAUACGGAGGGUGACCCAGACCAGGGCACAAACAAGUGGCUGCUCUUCAGCCACCCGAGCAAUAAGCACAAGAGGAUUAAUUUAGGGGUGUAUCUGAACAGAUCUCCAGCUGAACAAAAUGCAAGUGCAUGGAGCAAACCCUGGGUCAUUAACUGUGGACCCAGUGGUUAUUCAGACCUGGCUUACAUUGAUGGCGGCUGGUUUGCGUGUCUUAUGGAGCGUGGGAAGCAUUAUGAAACCGAACAGAUCGCCUGCAAGCUUUUUAGCUACACUGAGGUCAAACAUGGCAUUGGAGAGUAAAAGUCUAUUGCUCUUUCUUCACAUGACACUUUUCAUGUUCUAUAUCAUCAUGUUUUCCUCCUAACGCGAGAAAGUAACCUUAUGUGUUAUACAAGUAACACCACUGCACUGAAAUCCAUUUACAACUGCUGAAUAUAUUAGAAUCACUCUUGCAUCUGUUAACCCUUCGAAACCUGAGCAAAUUGGCUUGAUUUCUUUCAGAAGCAUAGGAAGAAGUUACAAAUUAUAAGUAACAACAAAAUUA